AUGUCAUAUCAAUUAUAUAGAAAUACCACUAUUGGAAAUACGCUACAAGAAAGCCUGGAUGAAUUAAUCCAAUAUGGACAAAUAACUCCGACAUUAGCGGUAAAAGUUUUACUACAAUUUGAUAAGUCGAUCAAUCAAGCAUUAUCAAACAGAGUUAAAUCGAGGCUGACAUUCAAAGCAGGAAAAUUAAACACUUACAGAUUCUGUGAUAAUGUUUGGACAUUCAUGUUAAAUGAAGUAGAAUUCAGAGAAGUUCAAGAAGUCGCCAAAGUAGACAAAGUGAAAAUUGUAGCUUGCGAUGGAAAAAAUGUGGAUGAUAGAAGA
Molecule: messenger RNA, 324 nt
Organism: Iphiclides podalirius (scarce swallowtail)
Lineage: Eukaryota; Metazoa; Arthropoda; Insecta; Lepidoptera; Papilionidae
Source: the annotation of a GenBank genome assembly